CUCAUCUCCCUUUCCUUGUUCCCGCUCCUUGGUGCUUCGAAACAUGGGGAAAAAGGCUGUCAAAUCUACGAGGAAGUUUGCUGCGAGCGGACAGCUGAAGAAAACCAUCCAGGCCCGUCGGAAGCACCGGGACAUCAAGAAAAAGGCGGAAAAGAGGCAAGCCACCAAGGGCAAGGGUAAACAAGUAGCCAAGGAUUCAGAUGUCAGUGAAGACAAAGAAGACGAGGCCGAAGGGCCUUCUGGAAAAUUCAACAAAAUGUCUGUGGAUGACUUCCUUGGCGGCGGCUUCAUGCAAGGAAGUAGUGAUGAUGACGAUGAGGUCAGCGGACAUGACGGCUUGGACGAGGAUGAGGACGAGGAUGAUGCUGGCUCGGUUGACGCGGACGACAAUGAGUCCUUCGCGGAUGUAGACGACCUUGAAGACGAAGGCGAGGCGCACCUUCUGGAGCUCUCAAAACUAGCCGAGAAGGAUCCCGAGUUCUACAAAUAUCUCCAAGAGAACGACCAGGAGCUGUUGAACUUCAAGCUUAACGGUGAGGUGGAAGAGGGCGAGGAAGAUGAAGACGUGAUGGAAGAAGACAGAACCCCUGUGCUCACUAAAGAGGUGCUUCAGCGAUGGCAGAAGGCAUUACUCGACCAUCGGUCCUUGAAGGCACUCAGGAAGCUGCUGAUUGCUUUCCGGUCGGCAGUACAUAUGAGCGAGGAGGAUCAAGUACUCUCUUGGAGGAUAGACAACUCAUCAGUCUAUAACAAGCUCGUCACGACCGCCCUCCGCUAUACACCAGUAGUGCUCGAGCACCAAUGCCCUUCACGGACGUUACCAAACGGCAAAUUCAAGGCUCCCACACAGACGAAAAAAUGGAAGACCUUGCAAAAGCUCAUCUUGUCUUACUUCCAUAACGUUCUACACCUCAUGAGCCAAAUCUCCGAUAAUGACAUGCUACGUCUGGCACUUAGCGAGACCGCAAAGCUAGUACCGUAUGUGACGAGCAGUCGAAAAACGGUGAAGCUCUACCUUAAGACUUGCCUAGACUACUGGGCGACCGCAGAAGAUAGCGUGCGGAUUUCCGCAUUCCUGUCCGUGCGGCGGCUCGCAGCGGUAACAGAUGAAUCGGUUUUGGAAAGUGUACUUAAGAGCACCUACCUGACAUUGGUCCGGUCAUGCAAGUCGACCAGUGCCCACACCCUUCCCUCGAUAAACCUCAUGAAGAAUUCGGCAAGCGAGCUCUUCUGCGCGGACCACGCCGCGUCCUACCAACAUGCGUUUGGAUAUAUUCGUCAGCUCGCUGUCCACUUGAGGAAUAGCAUGAAGACGAAAACGAAGGAGGCGUACAAGCAAGUGUACAAUUGGCAGUACGUCCACUGCAUCGACUUCUGGGCUAUUGUCAUUGCACGCGCGUGCGGGAAAGGGACGCUUUUGGAGCGCGGCGGGCAGGAGAGCGAGCUGCAGGCGCUCAUUUACCCUCUCGUGCAGGUUGCACUCGGAGCUGCCAGACUCAUCCGCAACGCACGCUCGUUCCCCUUCCACCUCCACGUCGUUCGCUCCAUUCUUCAUCUCACGAGGCAUACGCAUACAUACGUCCCCCUUGCUCCCUAUCUUCUACCAAUUCUUACAUCCACACUGUCCGCCUCGUCGAAACCGAAGGCGUCGACGCUACGCCCAUUCGAUAUCGAAACACACAUUCGUGCUCCUCAGCAGUAUCUCAAGACGCGCGUCUACAACGAAGGCCUCGCGGAGGAGAGUGCGUUCCUCCUCGCCGAGUACCUCGCAAGCCCACCCGUGCACGGAAGCAUUGGCUUCCCUGAAGUGACUAUACCCAUCGUCCUGCUCCUUCGAAAGUCCAUCAAAGGUUCCAAGAACGCCCUGGGCAAGGGUUCGAAGUCUAAAGAGGCCGGACUCGCAAAGACCCUCGUGGAGCGCGUGGAAGAGAGCGCGAAGUGGAUUGAGCAGAGGCGUAAAGGCGUGCUCUUCGCUCCUGGUAAGCUCGGCGAGGUUGAGCGAUGGGAGGACGACCUGAGAGGGAAGGUCGACGACACGCCCCUGGGGCGGUACGUAAAAGUGCAGCGUAAGGCUAGAGAGAAGCGCAGGAAGCUUGUCGAGAAGGCACGGGAAGGUGAAGACGAGAUCCUGGAUGACUGAACUCCGACGUUCUCUGCGUCCACGAUUGUGUGAAGCUUCCAUUGGGGUCGUUUCGGCAUCCCCUCACCUGACGAGCUGAAGCUCUCUGUGGAUGCCUAGAUAGCCAUUCCAUUCGGUUCGAGUUCGUACCCAGAUGCAUUCCCUCGCAGUUGGUGGCAGCAACCUCUCUCUCUUCGGACUAGGGCGUGUGUUACGUCUACGGAGGGCCACGGCUCCGCUUUGUACUCACAGUGCCUUCUGACGCCGUGGCGUAGCACAUUCACGGACGAAUGCGCUCC
Messenger RNA from Dichomitus squalens LYAD-421 SS1, 2418 nucleotides. RefSeq names its product Noc2-domain-containing protein. The transcript has 11 exons. Gene Ontology annotation, biological process: ribosomal large subunit biogenesis. The record is from RefSeq and is a predicted model, not a curated record. The coding region runs from base 44 to 2140 and encodes 698 amino acids. Gene Ontology annotation, cellular component: nucleoplasm; Noc1p-Noc2p complex; nucleolus. Lineage: Eukaryota; Fungi; Basidiomycota; Agaricomycetes; Polyporales; Polyporaceae.